AUGAAGUUCAAUGGCAAGAUGCUAGUUGCUGUUUGGUUCGCACUGAUCACUAUUCAAUCGCUCGAUCAGGUGAGCGGCUACUCUGCAUGUCGUUCCGGAUGCCCUGAUGUGUUUGAUCAUUUUCUGUCCGGAGUAUAUCGCUGGAUAUCUCCAUUUGAUUUGUGCAGGCCGGAAACACCAAGACCGACCCAGGCUCCAACAACACCGCCAGUUACUGCUACUUCGACAGUACCAACAACAACAACCACUACAACCACCCCGGUCACAACGACAGUCCCAGUUCCACAAAUUGUUGCCCAAUUAGAAGCAACACCGGAAGUGAAAACAUGGUUACUGAAUCUAAUGUUGGAUUCGCUUUGUAACAUUCCGAACAAUCUGUUCGCGGUCUACAUCAACUCGGUCCUCUCGUCUAACCGCUACUCAGCGCAAAUUGUCCGUAUUGAUCCAUAUGACUACAUUGUUUGGAAUGCGACUGUGCAGAGUUCCCCAUCUGCACCGGAAUUCAUCCCUGCAACGAUCUAUUUAAUUUUCGGUGUCAAUGAACUGCCCAUUGUUGAGAAUUCCACCAUACUCGAUUUGAGCACAUUACCUGCCUGUUCCACGUUUAUUCCGCUCAACGACCUGCAGUCAACUAUCGAGAUUGUGUACGCGCAGUGGGUGAAUGUGAUCGACCAGGCGGGUGAGAACGCGACAGAACCGAUACUAUGUCGUCGUCUGGAAUCUCUGAUGUACCUGUUCCGAAUAGGCAGUGUUUUAUGA
This is a messenger RNA of Echinostoma caproni, 759 nucleotides long. Lineage: Eukaryota; Metazoa; Platyhelminthes; Trematoda; Plagiorchiida; Echinostomatidae. The record is from the annotation of a GenBank genome assembly.